Messenger RNA from Leptosia nina, 594 nucleotides. The record is from the annotation of a GenBank genome assembly. NCBI's taxonomy places the organism in Eukaryota, Metazoa, Arthropoda, Insecta, Lepidoptera, Pieridae.
AUGUACAUUCGACUGUUUCUCGGUCAUUACUUUCAUACUGACGAACCGAAAAUUGUCUCGAAUUUGAAGAGAGUGUAUUGUCUGGUCUUUGUAUUCCUCUUCACCAUAUUCUUCACUUACAAUUUGGAAAUCGAUCUUGUCACACCUGACUUCUAUAUCCCAAUAAAAUUUGGAGUACUAAUUAUCUUAUCAUUCUUCUUCGAAACGUCCAUUAUUGAACAGAUCAUGUGCGUCAAUUCUGUAUAUUAUAAGUUCCACGGAUUUCAAGAACGCAUAUCCUGCCGCGUGUUGCUUUAUCAGCUUGCAGAAUUCAUUGUUGUUUUAAUUAAGACUGGAAUUUACCUGUUUGCUCUACGCGAACCACCCGGAUCCCCUUUACUGGACAAUGUGAUUAUAUUCUCCAUCGGUUUUUCGAACUUCCCAAAGGUUUUCUUUCUAGAUCUCAUAUACGAGGCAAUGAAGAGCUUGAAGCGAUCUCUUCAGAAGAAAUCGACAACUUUGAAUGCUAUUGGACGAGAUGAUAUAAAUUACGAAAUUCUAAUGAUGAAGCAAGAUUUGUUUGCUUACAAGCGACUUAUGAAUGAAUUAUUAUGA